Molecule: messenger RNA, 3527 nt
Organism: Lagenorhynchus albirostris (white-beaked dolphin)
Lineage: Eukaryota; Metazoa; Chordata; Mammalia; Artiodactyla; Delphinidae
Gene: URI1
Product: URI1 prefoldin like chaperone
Exons: 11
Coding region: 326-1915 (529 amino acids)
Biological process (GO): negative regulation of transcription by RNA polymerase II; negative regulation of phosphatase activity
Molecular function (GO): phosphatase inhibitor activity; transcription corepressor activity; chromatin binding
Source: RefSeq, a predicted model, not a curated record
AGGAGCGGCCGCCACAGGACGCCUGGCUCGGCCCAGUCACCGGUUCGGGGCUUCUCGCCUUUAACGGCCGGCCUGUUGCUCCGAGCCCGCGGCGGCGGGGGCGCCGGCGGCGGCGGGCGGCAUGCGCGUGUGAGAUGUGGCCGCGGGCAGCCCGGACGCGAGCAGCUGCCGCCGCGGUAGCAGAGAAGUGGGGCGCGGCCUCCUCAGCGCGGGGCGCGCAGUGCAUGAGGGCGAGCACGCGGGCGCUGGGCAGCCGCCGGCCACGCCGCCUUCAUAAACACUUGUUUAGGACUCGUUCGCCCCGCUGAGGCCCCGGCGCCCCGCCAUGGAGGCCCCGCCCGACCCCGGGCCCCACGCCUCGGCCUCGGCUUCGGCCGCGGCGCCGCUGCGCGCCCCAGAGGUGGCGCGGCUCCGCGAGGAGCAGGAAAAGGUGGUCACUAACUGCCAAGAGAAAAUCCAGCAUUGGAAGAAAGUAGAUAAUGACUAUAAUGCCCUUGAAGAAAGACUCAGUACCUUGCCUGAUAAGUUGUCUUAUAAUAUCAUGGUACCAUUUGGCCCCUUUGCCUUCAUGCCAGGAAAACUUGUCCAUACUAAUGAAGUCACUGUUUUACUUGGGGACAAUUGGUUUGCAAAAUGUUCAGCAAAGCAGGCUGUGGGCUUAGUUGAGCACCGGAAAGAACAUGUAAGAAAAACAAUAGAUGAUUUAAAAAAAGUGAUGAAAAAUUUUGAAUCCAGAGUUGAAUUCACAGAAGAUUUGCAGAAAAUGAGUGAUGCUGCAGGUGAUAUUGUUGACAUAAGAGAAGAAAUUAAAACUGACUUUGAAUUUAAAGCAAAACACCGAAUUGCUCAUAAACCUCACUCCAAACCAAAAACUUCAGGUAUUUUUGAAGCAGAAUUCUCAAAUGAUCUAAAAUCCAAGGAUCUGCUUGCUGAUAAGGAGCUGUGGGAUCGACUUGAAGAAUUAGAGAGACAAGAAGAAUUGCUGGGUGAAAUUGAUAUUGAUAGUAAGCCUGAUACUUUGAUUGCAAAUGGAGAAGAUACGUCCUCUGAAGAGGAAAAGGAAGAUCAGAACAUAAAUGUGAAUAUGAUGAAUCAAGUAAUGGACUCUCUCACUCCCAGCAAUUGUUAUCAGAAUGUUACAAAUUCAGAACUGUUCAAUGGUCAAGUGAAUAGUCAAUGGAACUGUUCAAUUAAUGGUUCAAAUUCUUAUCACAAUAAUGAAGAUGAAGAAGAAGAUGAUGAUGAUGGUGGUGAUAAUGAAAAUGACCAUGAUACCUUAGGGGCUGAAGAUAAUUCUAUACCAACAAUAUAUUUUUCUCAUACUGUCGAACCUAAGAGGGUACGAAUAAAUACUGGAAAAAAUACCACUUUAAAAUUCAGUGAAAAGAAAGAAGAAGCCAAACGUAAGCGAAAGAACAGCUCUGGCAGUGGUCAUUCUCCCCAAGAGCUGCCUAUGAUCAGGACUCCUGCUGACAUUUACAGAGUCUUUGUUGAUAUCGUGAAUGGAGAAUAUGUCCCUCGUAAGUCCAUCCUGAAGUCUCGCAGUAGAGAGAACAGUGUUUGCAGUGAUACCAGUGAAAGCAGUGCUGCUGACUUUGAUGAUAGACGGGGAGUCUUGAGGAGCAUUAGCUGUGAAGAGGCCACUUGUAGGGAUGCUAAUGAGAGCAUUUUGGACGAGGAACAACAAGAAAAUCAUCAAAAGAAACUUUUUCCUUUAUCAGUAACACCUGAGGCUUUUUCUGGAACUGUAAUAGAAAAAGAAUUUUUGUCACCUUCCUUAACACCACACCCAGCCAUGGCUCAUCCUGUGCUACCCACCAUUCCAGAACGAAAAGAAGUUCUGUCAGAAGUAUCAGAAGGAACUACAAAGAGGGUUUCAAAGUUCAAAGCUGCCAGAUUGCAGCAGAAAAACUAGGGCCUGCUUAGCAAAUGGGAGUUUACAUCCUAAAACCUAGUUUUGCAAUUUUUUAGAAUAAAUAUAGCAAAAUAUGUUACAUGUAAUUUGAAAUAAGCCAUCCUGAGUUAAUUUGACAGCAAGUUCUCUUACUGUUAUCAAUGGUGUUAAAAAGAAAUCAAAGUAAAUAUUUAAAUACUUUAAUAUUCAGCUUGUUUCGUUAAUUCUCUGAAUACUGUCAGCACUCUUGUUUAAGUUUGCCUUAUGAAGUAGUGGCAGCAUUUUGAAUUAUUUUUCAAAGAAUACUGUUCAUAUGCAUUGUUUUUGUGUUUUGAACUAAAUACUGGCAGUUUUGUACCAGCUGUGAUAUUGUGCAUACCAUAUGGACCAUUUUAAAGAAACUUUUAAAAUUUCAAGUAGAUUCAACAAUUAUAUUACUUGCUUUAGCAUUUUAAAGGCACUUUAAAAAAAUCUACUUCUUGUAGGUUUUGCAGCUAGGUGGCUAUUUAAAAAAUCUCUCCCUCUUUGACUGUCAUUCUGUAAUCUCUAAGACAGAAAGCUGCAUGUACCCAAGGGAAAGUUUCUUUGAUUGGAAUAAUGGUAUUUUGUAAAUUUUUUUUAAGUAAAAAUUUUAUGAAACUUGGUCUCUAAAAUGUUGUGAACUUUAUGAUUCAGAAUCAAAUAUAGAAAAGUCUUUGAUUCAUAUAUAUGUUACAUGCACCACACAAUGGAUCCUUGAAUUCUUAUAAAUCCAUAGGCAGUUCUUCCCUAGUGUGUGCAGUUUUAACUGGCAUUAUAUUUUGGGAGAGAAGGAAAGGUUGUCUAGAUGAUAAAAAUAAAUAAGUAAAUAGAUAAAUAAAUAAAUAAAAUUUUAAAAUAAGAAAUUGUAUGUUUUAAUCUCCCAGACAUUUUCGUUCUUAACGGUUACUUUCCUAGUAGUAAAUGAUUGAAAAACAUAUUUACUUUUGGUAGAACUCCUUAAAAUAAAGAGAAAUUUAUCCUAACAUUGAAAAUUACACUGCAAGUGUUAAUCAUUAGCUUGAUGCAUGCUAAAAUGUAGCUUUUAAAAAGCAUUCUGCAUUAGUACUAAAAUAAGCCAUCAAGGCCAGUCCACCCUCCUCUGUUCAUGGCUAAAUAUUUAAAGGUUAUUUAUAGCUUCUUUAAUGAAUUCUUGCUUAAACAAAGUGAAAUUAUGUCCUAGAAAAGUAGAACCUAUCUGUAACUAGAACAGCACAACUGUAAAAGUUUUAUGAAUAUGUAUUUUAAUAAUAAGGGGGUGAGCCUGAAUCCCCACAAGUUAAUGGAUAAUUCAGAUCAGAACAGAGGACUGAUUUUAAAAGAUUGCCUAAAAAUGUAGAAGAUUUGUUCUUUAGCAAAUUUUGAUCAACUGUGCAUGUAUUUUUAGUUAAAAACUUUUUCUCUCAGCCAAUCCCCCACAAAAAAGAAAACAACCAAGAGUACAAUCACAUACACACAAAGGAGCCCCCAACUCCAACUGCUUGUCAAGUGAGCCUUUCUGUGUUAGAUUUUCCCCCAGAAACAAACUUCACUGUGGGAUUAUUCUGGUGUUCUUUACAGACAUAUAAUUUCAAGAGUAUUGUCAUUAAAUAAUUUCUCAUGUUCUUCAACUUCA